Molecule: messenger RNA, 1701 nt
Organism: Sinocyclocheilus anshuiensis
Lineage: Eukaryota; Metazoa; Chordata; Actinopteri; Cypriniformes; Cyprinidae
Exons: 8
Coding region: 1-1701 (566 amino acids)
Source: RefSeq, a predicted model, not a curated record
AUGGCGGCGCGAACCAGUGCCAACAGCCUGAAUUUCCAGCUGUACCUCCUUGAGGGCCUUUACAGAUGGAACCAGGACCGUGAAGCUGCAUCUCUGGCAGUCGGGGAUCCAUCACUGCUUAGCUACUCAGGUGACCUUGUUCACUGUGUCAACUACAGUGUCAAGGUGCUUGGAAGGAAGCUUGUCCCCUCUUUUCAGCCACCUGCUGUUUACACUGGGGAGCUAAUAGGUAUAGAUUACCUAUACCGCCAGACAGGGAGGGCCUUGCAGGAUGUCCAACCUGACUCAGAGGAGACUGAGCAGAUGCUGGAAGAUGUAGGCACAGAGGAAGAGUUGGAAGAUGAGGGCUUUGAAGAUUCUGGUUUGGACCCAACCGUUGGGCUACUGGACCCAUCCUCUGGUCCAUCACCUGCCACCACCAGCUCAGCCGUCAUUCCAACUCCCACCUCUCUCCAGACCACUGCACGACCUUCAGGGCCUGCAUCUGAUAUCACUACAGCUGCACUUGAGCAACAACUGAUUGGGCAUGCUUGUCCCUGCUCUGCUGCUGCUAGUCCCUCUUCACUGCCAUCACCCAUCACCCCUGCAGCAGCACCACAACAACAACUGGUUGCAAAUGAGCAGACCACUGCACCCUCUGGCCCAACAGCUGUCCCCACCAGCCUAGCCUCUGCUCCUCCUUACAUUUCCAUCGUCUCAGCCUCUCUUGCCACUACUCCAACUACAGGUCCCUCUGGGCCACCUGCCAUGACUCCUGCAGCACCACAGCAACAGCUGGCUGUGGAUGAGCGCAAUAUCCCAGGGAUGGACAGAGUGGACAGCCUGGCACAGUACUUGGUGGGACUGAGGAAUGAAACUGGACAAACACUUAACUCCCAGCAGGCCAGUACCGUCAUAGCUCUGUGGCAGAACCUUCUACCAUAUGACCAGCAGCGUGUGGCGUACUCUGCACGGCACCAGUCGCGUCUGACAACAGGACGCUUCAGGUGCUCUAAAAAGAAACCUGAAUUUACGCCAGGUGUGGAGAGCAUGUCACGUUGCGUCCUAGGAUCUACAGGAUCCCCUGCCCAAGACUACAGCAAGAUCAGACAGCUGGUCCUGGGUAAUGGUGCAGUCAUGCAGAGCUCUACUCUGCAGUUGUUUGAUGUUAAUCAAACAACUCUUAUUCAGUGGCACAACAAGCGACUGAAGAGGCAGGAAUGUAAUAUUCUGCUGCAAGGGGUCAACUUGCCUGCCUCCAUUCCUGUUGCUCCUGUACCUCUCCCACCAGUACAGGUACGCCCCACUGCUGCACCACCACGGCCUGGACCACAACAUCACUACCACUUGCCUCAAAGUACAGCAGGACAAGCAGUGGACAAGAGGAAGACUGCAGCUCCGGCCCAACACACCCAUUCUCUGCAGUCUGCCUGCCCAAGCCCCAACCCUACCAGUAGCCCACUUGUGUAUGUGUUUUCGGCCCCACAAGUCAAUGCAUACAAACGGAUUGCUCCUGUUGGCCCCCUUUCCUCCCCACCACCUGCCCGGAGGCCUUACAAUCGGAAAGUUGACAAAAAUAAAUGUAGUCAGUGCCAACAGCCCCGGAACAAAGAAAGUGGCCACAGCCAGUAUUAUGGGUACAUAUACUGUCCCCAAAAUGCUGGUAUUCCACUUGACCAGUGGAUGGAGGAGAUGCGGAAGAAGAGGGCAGAUAAGAAAUAG